Marchantia polymorpha subsp. ruderalis is the source of this 1349-nucleotide messenger RNA. Lineage: Eukaryota; Viridiplantae; Streptophyta; Marchantiopsida; Marchantiales; Marchantiaceae. The record is from the annotation of a GenBank genome assembly.
GCAAGACACAGAGACGAAGCAGACGAAAUGCGCGACAUAGCAACAGCAGCAGAUCACGGACGACGAGUCAAGUGUGCGCGCCCCUCUGACGGAGUCAUCAGACCAGCAGAGGAUUGCUCCUCUAGUCGGACACUAGAGUAACUAGUGCACUGUCAUGCGCUAGGCAUUCCAUAGAUUGUGCGCGAGACUGAACUUCGCGUGGGGGUUGUCGAAUUGUUCAGUCCCGGCAGAGCAGAGGAAUAACAGAGUGGAACUAACUCAGCCGCUCAGGUUGUAAAGAUCAUGGCCAUGGCAGUGGCAAUGGGGUUGCCGCCGAUCGUGCUGUCUUCAUUUACACAGUCACCGUGCUUGGAACGGAGAACCGCGGGGCUUCGCGGUGUAGCGCCUUUGCGUUUUCCGAAAUUGAGGUCAGUUCAAAUCCGGGCAGCUACUGGGGUCGAAACUUCGCCGCCGUCCAAUGCUGCUGGCGCCAGCUCGUCGAAGGAAAUUAUUCCUGAUACCGAACUCACCAUUACAAAGACUUCUUUCGGGACAAUCGGCCUUUCAGUUGGAUUGGGAUUGCUGUCAUAUGGAUUUGGAGCAUACUUCACGUUUUUGCCAGGAUCUGAGUGGUCAGCCCUGAUGUUGACAUACGGCUUUCCAUUAGCAAUCAUCGGGAUGGCUCUGAAGUAUGCAGAGUUGAAACCUGUUCCUUGCAUAACGUAUGCCGACGCAUUUGCCCUUAGGGAAUCUCAAACAACCCCAAUUUUGACUCAGGUCCGAAACGAUGUGACACGUUUUCGGUAUGGAGAUGAACAACAUCUUGAAGAGGCGUUGAAGAGGAUCUUCCGUUAUGGCCUGGGAGGAGGCAUUCAAAGGCGGAAUGCUCCUACUUUAACAUCCAUCAGGGAAGAGGUCAGCCAGGAUGGCUUCUACACAUUAGUGCUUGUGUUCGAAGCCAAGGCAUUGAAGUUGCCUGAGUUUGAGACAAGACAGGCAAAAUUUACUUCUUUCUUCGGACCUGGUGUGACUGCGAAAAUUAGCACACCAGAGCCAAAUAUUUAUGAGGUGGCACUUGUUGCUGACAAAGGUCUACAACCAUCAGAUGCUACCCCCGCAUCACCAUCCUCAUAGAAGGAUGGUCUAGCUUUGUAAGAUGUUAGGUACAGAUCCGGAGAGCGUGGCUUCAAAGAAAGAACCAGUCUGCGGUGUUCAUGCCAGUUCACCUUGCUAGUGUCACAUCGUUUAGCAGAUGAUUUGAACUGAAACUGAAGUGGCCCGUCGUUGUGAGCUGCUUGUGUACUAUAAGCACUGUAUGUAUCACCAGUAUUAUUUAGUCCAAAGCUCUGCCCGAGCCAAGCUUAUCCCAU